Molecule: messenger RNA, 342 nt
Organism: Alosa sapidissima (American shad)
Lineage: Eukaryota; Metazoa; Chordata; Actinopteri; Clupeiformes; Clupeidae
Product: regulator of G-protein signaling 3-like
Exons: 5
Coding region: 1-342 (113 amino acids)
Biological process (GO): signal transduction
Cellular component (GO): nucleus; plasma membrane
Source: RefSeq, a predicted model, not a curated record
AUGGAAGCCGAGGGCCUUGUUGUGGACCAGAAGGGAGACACGUGCAACUCCUAUGUCAAGGUGGGGUUGGUGCCAAACAGAGACGCCAGAACACUACGCAGGACAAAGACAGUGCCUGACUGCAGAAACCCCGUCUAUCAGGAGACCUUCGUGUUUGCCAUGGGUGAUGAGGAGCGAUACGAACGACUGCUGGUGACCAUGUGGCACAGUGACCGCCACACUCCAAGGAAGCUCGUGGGCUGCAUGAGUUUUGGGGUGCGUUCGCUCAACAACCCAGAGAAGUUCUUCCAGCAGCUCCCGCUCCGAUUCCGGCUCCAGUUCCGAUUCUGGCUCCAACCCUGA